Molecule: messenger RNA, 348 nt
Organism: Amborella trichopoda
Lineage: Eukaryota; Viridiplantae; Streptophyta; Magnoliopsida; Amborellales; Amborellaceae
Source: RefSeq, a predicted model, not a curated record
AUGGCUAACCAGCCCACUAACACCCCUAAUUUCACUGAAAUGUCCCAUACUCCUCCUCCUCCGCCUGAGUUUUCAGGCGAAAUCUCCGCGGGUUCUAAGACUCGUUUUCCGAAUCCUCCGGAGACUUAUUUUCCGAAUCGUCCAGACCCUUCGAAUCCAGACCCUGUGACGCUGAGGGAGCAAUGGAGGUUUGCAACGAGGCAAUACGGCAAGUGGUACUCUCACGCAUGGGGCACCGCCAUUCUUGCUGGAAUCUCCUUCUUUGCCCUCGGCUGGUUCAUCAAAGGCGGCAAUCCCUUGACCUCUUUUAAGCAUGCUGAUGAUGAUCACAAAGCAAAGGGUGAUUAA